Messenger RNA from Sinocyclocheilus rhinocerous, 1810 nucleotides. Its product is annotated as sodium channel subunit beta-1-like. The record is from RefSeq and is a predicted model, not a curated record. Gene Ontology annotation, molecular function: transmembrane transporter binding; sodium channel inhibitor activity. The coding region runs from base 774 to 1346 and encodes 190 amino acids. Gene Ontology annotation, cellular component: voltage-gated sodium channel complex. Lineage: Eukaryota; Metazoa; Chordata; Actinopteri; Cypriniformes; Cyprinidae. The transcript has 6 exons. Gene Ontology annotation, biological process: sodium ion transport; regulation of heart rate by cardiac conduction; regulation of sodium ion transmembrane transporter activity.
GGAAUCUUUAGCAAAUCUGAAAAUUGAAAUACAUUGUCAUAUUGUAAAUUACAAAGGUGUGAUGCCUCAUUAAAAUAAUUAAUUGUAGUUUUUAGUGUUUUACUUAAAAAGUAUCAAAUUUAGAUUUCAGCCAUCUAUUGGUUAGCUUGUUUUAGGAGUGUGUCAGCAUGUGUUUAUACCCUUCCUACCCUUUACUCUCAAACUGUAGUGUUUCUAUGAUGAUAAUUGUCUUUCCUUCCCAGUCUACCCUUCUUUUUCCUCUUCGCAGCCAAUCAGAGGCCAAUAAAUCAAUUAUCUGUCAAUGAUGAUCAGUGAUGUGAUGGAUGUAACGCUGAAAACGUUUAACUCUCUGUCUCCCUCUCGUUUUCUUCCUCUCUUGUCUACCAGUUGAUGUGGCACUAAUUUUUUUCACUUUUUCUCUCCUUCCCUCUUUCCUCUCAGCCAUCAAAAGCAAAUUGUAAAUAUUGUUUUCCUGAGUAUUACAGUAAAGAGAUGUCCAUAAAAAACUAUCUAAAUAGCAGAAAGUCCUGCAGGACGACUCUAGUUAAUAAUGUAAAUCUGUAGCUGUGAUUGAUGUGUGUGCAAUGUUUCCUGUCCCUCAUCUCAUUGCACAUAUAUAAACACUUCUCCAGAGGUCAGAAUUGCAAAAAGAUCAUUGGUUGAGAGCGAUGCAGAUGUCUCUGUGGAAACUGCAGGGUGAAGUGUGAGAGAGAGAGAUACUUGGAAUAUCAGCUUGGCUCUGCCAUGGGGCAUGUGUGGAAGUGGACUCCGACAUGGAGGCAGUGAAGGGGAAAGGCUUCAAAUUGGGCUGUAUCUCUUGCAAGAUGAGAGGGGAAGUGCCGGCCUCUGCCACAGUGGACUGGUGGUUCAGGGUCAAAGGCGAGAGUGAAUUUGCACAUAUCUACAGUUAUGCAGAUAUGACAGGCUACAUAAUGGAUGACCGCUUCGAUGACCGCCUGGCCUGGAACGGCAGUAAAAAAACCGAUGAUGUGCAGGACGGCUCAAUUUUCAUCCUUAACGUCACCUUCAACGACACUGGCACCUAUCGAUGUUUCUUCGACCGCACCCUUGUCUUCCCCAAUUACGAGUACCGCACCAACGCCACCAAGUUUAUCAACAUCAACGUAGUAGGCAAAGCUACACGAGGCAUGGCGUCCAUCUUUUCUGAGAUCAUGAUGUACGUGUCCAUCAUCGGGCUGCAGUUGUGGCUGGUGGUGGAGAUGGUCUACUGUUACAGGAAGAUCGCAGCAGCUGGAGAGGAAGCACUGAGAGAGAGCGAGGCGGAAUAUUUAGCUAUAACCUCGGAGAACAAAGAUAAUUCUGCAGGUGUAGCGGUGGCAGAAUAACACAGGUCCAAAAAAAGUCUCAAGCCAAAAGCUUGACGCUCCAUCCAUCGUGGCCUCCUCCGUCACCGGCUCUCUGUGAAAACGCAGGGCUGCUGUUGUGUACGACUGUGACAGAACCGCCAUUCUAAACCAUCAGGGAAACACACAGUCACACAUUACAUCAAAAGGAAAUGUUUUGUUUUAAGGCUCUAGAUGAGAACUUCGAGGUUAACGAAUGAAUGAUGCAUUCAUUGGUUCAAGCAUGAAUCUGUAACACUGAACAUGACUUGUACAUACGUGUUUUAGCUUUUAACACCUCUUUGCUUUUUCCACAUAAUGUGAACUCAGCUUUACAUGCGAUAAAAAUGAGUCACCACAGUAUAUCUACUAAGCAAGAGGACAUCACAAAUAUUAUAAAGUGUAUAAAAAAAAUCACUAGUAUAUUUAAAGGGGUGGUUCACUGUUUUUUUUCUAGACUUGAUUGU